Molecule: messenger RNA, 6990 nt
Organism: Vitrella brassicaformis
Lineage: Eukaryota; Vitrellaceae
Source: the annotation of a GenBank genome assembly
GCCGAAAAGAGAGCGUCCAACGCCAGGGAGGCCCUCGACUACACGGCAACAGCCGCCCAUCUAUCAACUGGUCUGUGCCAUCCAUCCAUACCGCACCAACACAUACAUACUGAGCACUCCGGACUCGAGCCAUCUAUCUGUGUGUGACGCCUGUGCAGCCAACGGGAUCAUGGCCCAGGCGGUGUUCGAGUGUCACUGCGAGAGGACCAAGCCGGGCGACGAGCUUUGCCUCAUCGGGGGAGUGGGUGAGCUCGGCAACUGGGACGUCGGGAAGGCCCUGCCCCUCAACGGCGCCACGUACCCGAUAUGGCGGAGCGCCCGUGUGGGCCUGCCGGCCCAGCACAAGAUAGAGUUCAAGUUUGUCCUGCGACUCGGACACGGCGGGCAGGACUGGGAGCGAUUCGGAGGUGAGGUCAGGGAGGGAGAUAAUGGAUGGAUGGAUGGAUGGGAGAUCAACACAUGCAACACACGCGGGCGAUGUUGGACUUUAUGUUUAUGUGUGUGUGUGUGGUCAGGCAAUCGUGAGGUGACUCUCUCCAACGGCGAGGUCACCAUCAAGUGCGCCUUUGGUGAGUGAGGACACAGACAGACAGACAGACAGACAGACAGAUCGGAUUGGAUUGGAUCGGCCUCGCCUAACAUGCAUGAUACAGGCCUGCAUGUGCUGCAUGUUGCGAAUGUGUCUAUGGUUUAGACAAGAAGGGCGAUCAGUCGGUGGUCAGCGGCACGGCAGCAGCAGGCGGCCUGGGCUCCAGCAGCGCAUCCACUGCGUCAGGCCAGACUGGCAGUGCCUCACCGGGCUCGCCGAGUGCCGGUAAGGAUCUAACUACACAAUGUAUUGACUGAUGCCAAUGAAUGCGGCCUGGGGUGCCUGCCUGUGUGACAUGCCUCUCUGUCUGUGUCUGUGUCUGUGUCUGUGUGUGUGUGUGUGUCAGAUGGUGGCGGAGGUGUUGGUGUGGGUGUGUCAGGUGGUUUCCCCCCGCCCAUCAGUGCGGCCGACAUCGCUGCCGAGGCGCAAAAGUCGUUCACCAACGCCUGGCUGGUAGGUAACACAGACAGCAGACAUAGCAAUUCCUGAGAUGUGUGUGUGCAUGUGUGUCUUUCUGUGUGUGUGUGUGUCAGGGUCGUGAGGUGCAGUUCGCCCGUUCUCGCUCCGGCAUCCAUCGGGACAGACAGCAGCAGUGGGACGUCACUCACCUCUCAGGUGCAUACAAGCCAGGCCAGCAGAGAGAUCCAUCCAUCCGUCUAAACGGAUUUCUCUCCCUUGUGUGUGUGUGUCUGCAGGUUCAGCUCGUCAGUUGGUUGAGGGCGACAAGAAGGCGGGCAGCUGGCGCAACAAACUGGGGGUGGUCAAGGAGGUCGUCGAGAACCUCCACGUCAGCCCCAAGGAGGACAACGCACAGGGGGGUCAGCCACACACACACACACACACAGAGAGAGAGAGAGAGAUCCAUAGGCUAAUGCCACCGAUCGUGUGUUGUAUUGUGAUGUGAUGUGUUGUGUGAAGACCUUGCGGCUCACGCGUUGGUUGACGUGUCGAUAUACCUCAACUUCAUCCAGACGGGCAUCGUGCAGUGCGUCGAGGACGGCGGACACCACAGGCAUGCAGCGACCACACACACACACACACACAGCCACGUCUGUCUGGCUAUUGAUUCGUGUGUGUGUGCGUGGGCGUGUGUGUGUGUGUAGGCCCAACCACCACGCCAAUCUGUCCAAGGUAGUGUUCACGGUGUUGGAGCGGAUCCUGCUGGACCUCUCUCGGAGAGACGACACGCAGGUGCGCUGCGGUGCGGUGGAUGCGGCCUGAGGGGGGCGCGGUACAUGCCUCCUUUUCUCUGCAUAUGUGUGUGUAUGAGCAGGCUGACACGCUGCGUGUGGUGAUGCGUAAGGUGCACCCCAACCUGCCCGCCUUCACAUCCGAGUUCACGGCGUACCAACGCACACACACACGCGCACACGCACACACGCAAGACAAUAGCUGUGAUGGCCUCUGUCUCCUGGCUGGCGUCAUGUGACUGACUAACACCCACCAGUUCUGUGCCGCUGACGCGCAUCCGCGACAUUGCGCAUCGGAACGACAUACCACACGAUCUCAAACAGGUCUGUCUUGCGGCAGGGAGGAAGGCAAAGAGGGUCACACAUAUAAGCUUGUCUGUCUGUCUGCCUGUGGUGCCGCGCAGGAGCUGAAGCACACCCUCCAGAACAAACUGCACCGAUGCGCCGGCCCCGAAGGUCUGUCUCCGACCUGGUUGAUACUAACUAGCCGUGCAGACAGUCAGUGUGUCUGGGAUGAGCUGUGUGUGUGUGCGGUCACUGUAAUGUGUGUCAGAUUUGGUGGCGACAGAGAAGAUGCUGCAGCGAUUCCACUCCAACCGCCACCAAUACCCCGGGGGAUUCAUCCAAGAGUUCGAGAAAUUCUACAAGGAAAGCAGCGAAGCAAGACCCCUCCCCCUUCCCCCCACACACACAACACACACACACACACACAGGCGACCCUCUUUUCUCUCUCUCUCUCUCUGUGUGUGUGUGUGUGUGUGUGCAGGAGUUGCGUGAGUUCUUCAACGCCAGUGGUCUGCUGGAGCGGCUCGACAAGCUGCAGGGCACUCUGGACGGAAGGACGCUAGGUACGGUACUCGCGCGAAGGCCAAUCAUUGGCAUGGCAUGUGUGUGUGUGACGCUGGCCUGUGAGUGCGACAUACCCUGUCUCUCUCUCUCCUCUGUGUGUGUGUGUAGAGAUGUUGAAGCGGUUCUGCGACAGCAAGACACGCUCCGACCGGCCUGACGCGAACUUCGCCACACUGCUCGUCAACCUCAAAGUGGGUCGGGCCACAUGCUCACUCCCUCGCCCACCCACUCUCAUUGGCCGUUCUGCAGGUGGCGACAGAGUUGCGAAUGGCGCUGGUGCGUCAGGUGCAGGAGGCGGGCAUCCCCAUCGACAACGAAGUCGCCAUGCUCCAGCAAAAGUGAGUGCACACGCACACGCACACGCACACGCACACGCACACACUCGACUCGCCGCCCACACAGUGAGUAUGAUCAUAUCUGGUGUGUGUUUGGCCGCCCGUCGUGUCAGGCGUUUGGCGGAGAUAGAUUUGGAGCGCGCGGCGUUUGUGUUGCUGAGCCGCAUCGAGCAGAAGGCCAACGAGGAGGAGCGAUGGGGCGACACACUAGAGGUACACUGACUGCGUUCCGUCCCUCACACACACACUCACACACACACAGACUGAUACAGGUCAACACAUCGCUCCGGUCUGUCUGUCUGUCUGUGUGUCUGUGUGUGUGUAGGCGCUGUCAUGGGGCGUGCGCCACGUGCAGCUCAAUGGCAUGAGAAGGGACGAGUGCAUGGCCAUCUACAAGGUCAGUCGAUUGGGCGGUCCGCAAACCACACACACAACACACGCACUCCGACACUGCUGGCCUGUCUGUGUCUCUCUGUGUGUGUCGUGCAGGAGCUGACGCACCAGCCGCGCCGGUCGUUGCAGACUCGUGAGGAGCAGCUGCUGCUCAAGGCCACACUAGAAAGGACACGACGCCUCGCUGAGGUGACUCGAGUCCAGUGACCUCGCUCAUGCCCCCAGCUAAUGUUUGUUUGGCGCAUGUCAUGUGGAUUGGAUCUCUCUGUGCAGGCCUACUGCGAUUUGGUAUUGUCGAUAUACCCCCCUCGAGUGCAGGACCUCGGCCGGGCCUUCGGCGCACCACACCACGCCAUUCAGGUCUUUGCCGAGGCCGACAUACGCGCAAACGUCACUUUCCAGGUACACACACAUACCUCUCCCCCCCCCUCCCUCCCCCUCGAGAUGGAUGGAUGGGUGGAUGGAUGGAUGGAUGCAGGUGUCCAAGUUGUCGACGUUGCUUCUGAAGCGCCUCCGUCGUCUGCUGGAGCAGAGGGGCUUCGACCCCAUCGUCGCGGGCACCACCUGCGGCACUCUCGUGGACGUCAGCUCACUGGAGCCCUCCAAGUGGCCGGACCCCGAAGGCGAGCACACGAUCGACCAACACACAACACACGCAGGGCUACAUCCAUCCAUCCAUGUGCCCAUCGGUGGUGUGGUGUGUGCAGGUGGUCCGUAUGUGAUGUUGGUCCGGGCCGCGACAGGCGACGAGGAGAUAGGUGGCGUGGGCGACAGCAACGUGCACGCCAUCAUACUGGGACACGACCUCCCGCAUCUCAGCCACCUCGGUAGGUACUCGCACGCACACACACACACACACACAACAGGAAAUACAUCCACUGGAUGGAUGGAUGGAUGGCACAUGGGUUUUCUCACUGUGUGUGUGUGUGUGUGUGCUGUGUGCGUCAGGAGUGCGCGCGCGGCAGGAGGGCGUGGUGUUUGUGACAUGUGAGGACUCGGAUGAGGUCAAGGGGGUGGCCGCACUCAAGGGCAAAAUCGUCAGGUAAAGACAGACAAUGGACCAACAUGCACCUGACAGACAGACAGACGGACGGACGGACGGACGGACGGCUGUCAUCUCUGUGUGUGUAGGGUAGAGGCGUCGUCUCAAGGAGUGGAGGUAUAUGAGGUCGACGAGGCCGCCAUGAGACAACUGUUCGUCAGAAAAUACUCGGGCAUCAUCAGGCACGCGCACACGCACACAAGCGGAGCGAACAUAUAGCGGAGAUCUUCGCAUCCAUCGCACGUUGGGCAGGGACAUCGACUCGCCCCGCCACUGCCUGUCGAAGCACGACCUCCAGCCACCCGGCAGCGCACCCGAAGUCAGGCUUUCUGACGGCUCGUACGUCAUCGAUGUCGAGCACGUUACUAAGGAGGUGGGUAGCUCAUCUCAUCACGCCACCAAGCCACAGGGGAUGGAUGGAUGUGUGUGUGUGUGUGUGUGCAGGAGGGUGGCAGCAAGAGCGCCGUGUGCGGGAUGCUCGCCCGUCUGAGCAACGAGGCCGUCAACGUGGAGGACCACGAUGCCACCUUCAAGACACCAAAGUGAGCUAAUAGUCUGUCUACACACAUAAACCAGCUGCUGGAGCCAGCUGUCGUCAUGUGUGUGUGUGUGUGUGUGUGUAAAAGGGGUGCGGUCAUUCCCUUUGGGACGAUGGAGGCGGUCAUGUGCACGACAGACGGGGAGAGACAGCUCUUCCAGAAGCUGUACACCGCACUCGACGCCGCGAACCUCAAGGCAGCCCACACACCCACACCACACCACAGCCAAACACGUCGUCCAUUUCUCUCUCUGCCUGUGCCUGUGCCUGUGCGUGUGUGUCACAUGUUCCGUGUGUAUUAUAGGGCAAGGAGCUGGAUGAGUGUUGCCAGGAGAUGCAGGACGCCAUCGAGUCCCUGCCCCUCGACACCAGAGUCAUCGCACAGCUCCAGGACAGAUUCACCUCUGACUCGAGGUGCGCCAAUCGGGGGGGCACACACAUAAGCUGACAGACACAUAGAAAUGGAAGCUCCCCCUAUUGACGACCUCUCUCUCUCUCUCUCUGUGUGUGUGUGUGUGUGUGUGAUUGAUAGGUUGAUAGUUCGUUCGUCGGCCAACGUAGAGGAUCUGGCGGGUAUGAGUGCGGCGGGGCUCUACGACUCCAUCCCAAAUGUCAACUGCCACUGCGUCGACAAGUAAGCAGCGCACUUGUCUAAACCCACACCCACCCUCCCUCCCUCCCAUGUAUCGCACUCGUGUGUGUGUGUCUGCAGGUUUUCCUCAGCGGUCCGCGGCGUGUGGAAAUCGCUCUUCAGCCGACGGGCCGUUUUCAGCCGGCGGAUUGCCGGACAGAGACAGGCAGGCACCCCACACACGAAGAGAUGGACGGAUGGAUGGAGAGCCAUAUGGCUGUGUGUCCGUGUGUGUGUCUGUGUGUGUUUGGUUUGGUGUGUGUGUGCAGCACGAGGCCCACAUGGCUGUGUUGGUGCAGGAGCUGCUCACGCCCUCUCACUCGUUCGUCCUUCACACGGUCGGUGCGCUGUACCACACACACGAGCACAGCACAUUCUAUUCUCUCUGUGUAGCUUGCUUAGCUUGUGGGCUCUGUGUGUGUUGUGUGGCAGGUGAACCCUCUGAGCAAGGACAAGGAAGAGCUGUAUGCCGAGAUCGCCCCGGGGCUCGGCGAGACACUCGCGUCGGGCGCCGUCAGGGGCACCCCAUACAGACUCGUCGUCAACAAACGGACCGGUCUGUCUCUCUCUCUCUCUGUCUGUCUGGUGGGAUGUGGUGGAUGUGGUGUGUGUGAUGUGUCCGUCCAUCCAUUCAGGUGAGGUGCGCAUCCUGUCGUUUGCGAGUUACAGCUACGCCCAGGUGCCCGUCUUGCCGCGGAAGCGGUCCUUCAGUGCCAUCGGUGAGGCCAUCGAAGACGUCAAGGACCAGGAGCCCGACACACUCGUCAAGAAAGUCGUCAUCGACUACACACAGGCACGUGUGGCAUGCCACUCUUUCUAAGUGGUUCGUUCAUUCAUUUGUGUGUGAGUGCAGGAUGUCUUAGUGACCGACCCGUCAUUUCGCGAGGCGUUUGCGCGUCGUCUGGGAGCGAUCGGGUCGUUCCUGGAGAGCAAGCUGGGCGGCCCGCAGGACGUCGAGGGCUGCAUCGUAGACACCACCAUCUAUGUCGUGCAGUCGAGACCACAGCCUUAGUCAGAUAGACAAUCUUCACACACGCACACACACACACACACACACACCUCCGCCCUGCAGACACGAAGUCAGUCUAGUUGCUCGCGAUUUUGUCCCUCUCUGUCUGGCUGGCUGGCUGGCUGUCUGGCUGCCCGUUUGCCUCUGCGAGUCUGGCUGGCUGAGACCAUUUUCUCGUGUGAAUGGAUGGCUGGAUGGAUGUGGUCGUGUUGGUGGUGGGCAGUGCAGCGUGCAAAGCGCACUGAUCUUUUUCGGCUGGACGGACGGGAGGGAUCCGAUCGGGAAAAGCCGAAUUGAGCUGCGUGAGUGAGGACCGGUUGGCUGUUAGGGAUAUACGUAGGGGACUGCGGGCCGGGCCACACGUGCAAAGCGAAUGAGACGAAUGCUGUCAGUCAGUGUCUCAUUCGAUCUUUC